GCUCUACCUUCGUUGAACCAAUCAAGUGCAUCAUUGCAUUUUUCUCGGUACUAUGCAAAUUUCGAAUGCAUCAGAAAAUCCCGCGCGAUCGAUAACUGGGUGGAAAACUUGAUUGAUCGCCUUCAGCUGGACCAUUUGAGGAUCACAUGCGGUCAACGAAGAUAUUUGCAUGAAAUUGGGUUUCUUGCUGUAGGCUGUACCGAUCAGGAUGUCGGAAGAGGAGAGAGAGAUCCCAGCACUUGGUAACGACCGAGACACGAAAGCUCAACAAAAUGAUAAUUCAGAGACUACAAAUGGCGAUCAACCGUCAACAAGGGAGGCCAAAAAAUUCUCUGUCAACCAAGUAAAAUUUGAUGAGACAUUAACUGAUCCUUUGGAUAAGGAAAAUGACACCGAACCAAGGAAAGCACCAGAUGCAAAUGCGCCAAAAAGCCCAACGACUCCUGAACAGUUCACGUACGGGUACCGAACCAAUGAGGCCAUUCCUAUGACCAUUUUCUAUCGAAGUCAGCACUCGCAAGGCCAUGCCGGAAAGCAACGACCCACUCUCCAAGAGCUUCGUAAAGGGUUAGAGAAUGACAAGGUAGGUAAGACAUGCAUGUUCAGCUUCUAAUGUUUGCAGUGUAUGAACCUGUUAUGUUAGUACUUAAUGUGCGAAUAGGGACAUUUAAUUGUACUAUUACCUUUGGUUUCAUUUUUAACUCGGAAAACAACCGGCGAAGCCGGUUUUGCCGAGUUAUCGUUAUGUAUAUGGCAAGAAAAUUCUCCGGAGCGGGCGGCGGGGGGGCGGAGAUUUGAAGGAAGAUUGAUUGGGGCUGUGCUGUUGAAACCCUGUUCGAGACACUACAUAGUGAAAUGGAAUACGUUUUUAAGAGUGAAGACUGAGGAUCCUAUAAACCUACACCAUGCAGAGCGGUUCAUACCCAGUGGAAGUUUCCCUUCCUGAGCAUGUUGUCCAUCUGUUAACUCCCAAGGGAACCAUUUUCCAUAUACAUACAUACAUACAUACAUACAUACUUUAUUUGUCAUGUAGGUCAGUGAAAAAAGAGGCAGCUAAAGAGCUGAUGUGGACCUACAAACUAAAAAGUAUCUACAAAAAAAGUAACUAAUAAUAUUAACAAACCAAUGAAUUAUUUACAAUGAGUAAGAAAAAAUAAAAACAAUACCUAGCAAGAUAAACAACAGUUGACUGUUGCCUUAAUAUAUAUAAUUUACAAUAUCUUUAUUUAUUCCCUGUAACCCAUUAAAUGUUAUUUUAUCUAAAAUGUCAGAUUUUUCUUUAAGAGCAGAUUUAAAAGAACCAAUAUUGGGUUUGCUCUUUAAGUACAUGGGUAAGUUAUUCCAUAGAAUAGACGCACGAUGAGAGAAGGAAGAUCGAAGGAAGUCACUUUUAGGGCAACGCACGUAUAGUUUCAGACUGUCCCUGAGAUUUCUUAAUGGAGAAUGUUUAAUAAAUAAAGAAUUUAUACCAGCCGGAGCCCUGUUAUAAAAUGCUUGAUAAGAUAUGGUUGCAAUCCUCUUUUUGUACAUGUAUGAUAAAGACUUCCAUUUUGUCGCUGCCAGGACCUCAGUGCUAAGAGUAGAAUUCUUUAUGUUAAAAAUAAAUCUCGCUGCUCCGAUGUGAAUGUCCUCCAGGGUCUGAAGAGAUUUUGAAGAUCCCCAUAAUGCAAUUGAAUACGUAAUACUUGGAAUGAUACCUUUGAAAUAAAUUGACUCUAAGAUGCGACUGUCGAGACCUUUUAAGUGUUUCAGUUUCUUCACUCUUGCUGAAAAACGUUUGCUCAAGGAUUUGAUAUGUGGCGACCAGGAGAGUUUAUUAUCGAUUUGAAUCCCUAAACAUUUAGAUUUAGAAACAAAGGACAACUCCUUUUGCCCUAAACAUAUUUUCUGUAAGGGCCCGAUGAAUAAUGUGAUUUAGAUAACAACAUCAAUUCGGUUUUUGCAGGAUGAAUAGUCAUGAAGUUAACCAUAGCCCAUUUGUUUAAGUCGGCGAUCGCCUCCUGAAUUUUAGAUAAGACUUCAUCAACAGUAUUUCCAAUACAAAAAACUGUGGUAUCAUCCGCAAACAUUUCAACAGAAGCUUUUGUUGUGGCUUCAGGUAAAUCAUUUGAGUAAAUGCUGUAAAAUCUGGGACCGAGUAAAGACCCCUGAGGCACACCAGUAUCUAUUUCCAAAAAUUCUGAGUUAGAACCAUUUACAGUUACAAAUUGUUUACGAUUUUCGAGGUAAUUUAGGAGCCAAUCGUAAAAGGAGCCACUAAUGCCUAUAGAGUGUAAUUUAUCGAUGAGAACUGUAUGGUUGAUGCAGUCAAACGCUUUCUGAAAGUCAAUGAAGACUACGGCAAUAACCUUGCUUUCAUCCAGGGCCAAACGCCAUCGUUCUGUUAGUGAGAGUAAAAGAAGUUCAGGUGAGCCUCCUUUUCUGAAGCCCCAUUGAUUUAAAGAGAUUUGAUUGUUGCCAUAUAAGAAGUUGUCAAGUUGUUGGCUUACAACAUUCUCUAAUAGCUUGCCCGGAAUGCUGAGAAGGGAGAUCGGCCUGUAAUUUCCGCAGUCGAGAGUGCUCCCUUUCUUGUGAAGACAUUUCACCUGUGCCUGCUUCCACUGGCUUGGGAAUUUGCAUUCCAAAAUACUUCUUUGAGCCAGUGGCAUAAAGCAGUCCAAAAAUACAUCUCCAAUAAGGCGCAGUCCCCUGCUUGAAAUAUCAUCAGGACCACUUGCCUUGCCAGGUUUCAAACACUUCAGAGAAGAUUUCAGAAGAUCCUUGUUAAGGGCUAUGUUAGAGAGAGAAAGAACAGGGAUUUCACUGUUAUUUCUUGCAGACUGACAAGGAGAGUUUAUUAAAGAGUCUUGUAUUGAUUUCGAAAGAAAUUUUCCAACAUUGACAAAAAAGAAAUUUAAAGCAUUGGCCUUUGAUGUGUCGUCUGAGUGAAUAACUCCAGAAUUAUCUUUAAUUGGACCGAUGUGAAGGCAAAGAAAAAAUGUAUUUAAUAAUGACGACAUAUCGUCAAGACCACAGGUAACCCAGGCUCUGUGAUAGUACCACAGUACGGUUCCAGUAAAAUUACAGUGUUUGUAUGGGGUAAAAAUAUCAUCCUAAAAUUUCUAGGAAAUACUAAAUAAAGAUCCAUGAAACUUACUCUGCAGUUAAUAUAAUUGUUGUUGUCCUUAUUGCUCCAACGAAGUUUCGUGAUAAUUUGCAGUAAUUUGUUCAAAUUCACUCUAUCUACAAUAAUAAUAUACCUUGUAUAUUAUUAUUGUAGAUAGAGUGAAUUUGAACAAAUUACUGCAAAUUAUCACGAAACUUCGUUGGAGCAAUAAGGACAACAACAAUUAACUGCAGAGUAAGUUUCAUGGAUCUUUAUUUAGUAUUUCCUAGAAAUUUUAGGAUGGUAUUUUUACCCCAUACAAACACUGUAAUUUUACUGGAACCGUACUGUGGUACUAUCACAGAGCCUGGGUUACCUGUGGUCAAGACAUCAUGACUACUUUCAGUUGGGUGCAUGAUAGAUCUACUAUAUUUACCUAUUUUUCAGAGCAUUUUUCCAAAAUAUACACAAGCUUACAUGUCCUUGUCAACCGAAGUUUUCAUGCUAAAGAACAAUAAUAUUUCAUUACAGUAUUGUUUUAAGAAAUGCUUAAUUUUCAGUGAUUCUGAUAUAAAUCACAUCAAGGUUGAAAAUAAAAUCACAGCUUUUAGCCUGAAUCUGAAGGCUUUUCUUGUCGAGGCUUAUUUUUUCCCGCCUGUCAAAUAAUGAAUGAGUACAUCCUGUCAAUAGUCAAGAACGUGAUACACAGCUCAGGAAACAAUAUCAACACAAUUGAUGACAACAUUUUCAUAGAACUGAUAUUUGGGAAGUCAAUAUUAUUGGUAUCAUGAAUCUUCAUUUUGAUUAAUGUGUUUCAUUGCAACAAUUCUCUUUCAAACAAAGCAUUGUGAACGGCUCUCUUUUUAGGUGUUUGCUCAAGCAUAAAAUAUGGACUUUAAUUUUUCUGGACAAACCAUCGCACUUCUUCACUCAUAGACAAACUGUCGCACUUUGUCACUCACAAACCAAGGCAGAGCACAAACAUUGGAAAUCCAUUCUGUCAAUCAAUCUGAUUACAAAACCUACUUUAAUUUGAAUGAGUGAAAAGGCUUCACAAACUGCACCAGGGCUGUCAUUAAGUUUUGAAGCAGGCACAGCAUGAAAGAUUUCAGCCAGAGCAUCUUAAAAAUGUGGCCAACAGCCAUGUAACGAAAGGCCCAAAGAGCCUGAGUGUCUAGGGGCAUGCCCCCCAGAAAAUUUUUAACAUUAGGCUCUCGGAAAUGCAUUUUCCUUCACUCUGGGGCAGGCUGCUCUAUCAGCUCCUCCAUUUCGUUCUGUCCACUGAGACUUGGAAAAAAAAGCUGUUGAUUCCAGGUUGACUUGGUGCAGGAUCCUUUCUUUUAUUCAUGGCGAAACCAUGAAUAAAGAUUAACUAUCCACAUGAAAUUGGUCAUGCAACAAGCACGCAACACUGUACUGCAAAAGUUGGUCAGCAGAAUCUAAUUUAAAGCAAGCCUGUUUUCCUCCAUGGUGACACCAUCAAUGUUCUGGAGGUGGGUGCGGUUAUAAAUGUGUACCAUGCAUGUUCCUACUGAAUUCAGGCAAGAAGUGGCUGUGAGCCACAGUAGAAAUAAUGGCGGAGGAAAGUGUUAUUAAAAUAAAUGCCUAUUAAAAAUGAACAAUUCAAACAUUUCAAAAGAAAAAAGAAAUCGGUUUUUGUUCAAGUUUCUUUUUUCAUCUCAAUUUUCUCUCCACAGCCCCAGACUAACCUUUAAGCUGCUUACAUCGUUCUCCCCACCCCAGUCAUUUAUCAUGUUGUUUUGCAAGUGCAAAAGGAGCGUAUAAGUUGCUUACCUGUCAAAAUUUGUGUCUUAUUACACUGUACUUGUUGUGGUUGGAUACUGGGCCCCUUGGCUGGAUACAAAAAUAUUAAUUUUAUGAUGGAUACGGAUUGCUUCGAGUUGUUUUCUCGUCUCAACAACGUCUGAAUCGACCGGUCGUUAAUGCCGUCCAGUGACGUCACUCACUACGUGAAAACCGGGUAGUGAUUUUGAUUAGUUGAUUGUCUAAACAUUCGCAUAAUUAUGUAUAAUUAUGGAAAAUUUUAGCGGGAUUGUCGCUUGAUAUUCAGCGGAUCGCAUCCCUCCCAUUCUUUCGUUGAGUUCAAACAUUUCGAUAACCGUAAUCUUUAUCUUAAACAGCAAAAUUGCCCUUGUCUUCGAAACUGAAAUGCUAAAUUGAAUUGUGAAUGAAGAAUCAUUGCAGAAAGUCGGUAGGUUUUUCAUUUAGAGCCACUUUGUGGUUUUGGCGGCCGGUGAUUUAAUUGUUUACGCGAAGUUUUCUGAGAACAAUGUUAUAAUUCGACCUUCUCGCUAUUUUUACCGUGAAGGGUAAUGAUUCUGUUAACUUUUCUUUCUUGUCUCCUUGUUUUUUUUCUUCGUUAAGGACCAAAUAGCUUCUUUUCAAUUAAAGCAAAUCAUUGUGUUUUUGAACUAAGUGUUCCAUGUGUGUGUUUAUUUCAUUGCGUGAUUGUGAGCCGACCUUAGCUAGUUUGAUUAUAGAAUUUAGUACAACCGGUUCAGAGUUGUACUGGAUGCAGUUGAUAGUUUGAACGUUAAACAUGAAUUACGAUCGAAAUAAUAUUAAGCAGUUCUGUAUCAUUGCAGACAUUUCCAAACGAUAUUUCUUGGUUUGCCACUUGAAAUUUUUGUUUUACUUUUUGCAUGAAUUAAAGCAAAUGUCAAGGAGUAGUGACGUCACUGGACGGCAUUAACGGCCGGUCGAUUCAGAUGUUACUGAGGGAGUAAUAACGACUCAAAGUAAUCGGAUGAAAUUCAGGCUAGAUUGUAACAGUUUUAAACUGAAUUGGCCUGAUACUGUGCAACCUGCUGUAUAGAAGAGUUUUAGUGGCAUUAAGAUGGUCUUUUUAUUAAACAGGUCUCAAUUCUUAGUGAAUUCUCCGUUGUUGUGAUAGUUAAGAUUAUAUUUUCACAUCUUCUAAUAGGCCUACACAUUAAUUUUUACAAACAAGCUCACUUUUGAGUGAAACUUAAAUUUAAAGCUUAUCCCCUGAGUGGACUCCACCAUGGGUCAACUGAAAUAUGAGACAGUGCCAAGAGAGUCACUAGAUUGAAUUUUAUGUUAUGUUUCCCUUAGAGUCUAGGAAAUUUCCUGUUUCACUCCCUGUCUUCGUUCUGCACGAAGAAGAGCUGUUUCACGUAUUUUGAGUGGAUGCUAUUUUGGAAUGAAGCAAUGCUGAAAUUGACUUGGGCAGGGUAUGGGAAAAAUAAUAUUGUGAUCUGGUGCUUAGCCUAAAAAUUUAUAUUCUAUUUUGUUUAGGCAGUAAAGUAGCCUGAAUUUCAGCCAUCUCCUUGAGUCAAACACUGCCAAGGAAGGCAUCUGGCAUUUCCACAAUGUGAAAAAAAAUCCUGCAUAAAAUUUACGUUUACGUUGCCAUGUCAAAUGGGGCACAAAAAAUAGACCAAAGGAUAAGUACUAUUUUUUUGAAAUAAAAGUAUUGAAAAACAUCACUGAUGUAACAACACUGAUUUGACGGCCACUCCAUAAACUUACUUUGAACUUUUAUAGCCUCUUACUGCCUCAAUUGCCUUUCUCUUCUUCAUUUGAGCAUUAUUUCACCAGAAAAACAUCCGGUGUUCUGCAGUAAUUUCAGCUAAGGCUUUUUCCUUUGCCUAGAAUGUUCCAAAAUGGCAGCAAAGUGUCAAUAAACGUUCAUUUUCUCAUGGAACAUUCUGUACCAAUAAGGAAGUUCAAAUACCUUUUGAGGGAACCCCUUUCUUAAUCCCCCUUUCUUGAAGAAGGGCCCCCUAGAAUUACAUUUGACCCUCAUUGGCAAAUUUCUAGAAUAGACCCUGAUUAUGUAUAAUUAUGAGAAAUUUUUGAGGGUCUGUGUUGAUAUUCAGCAGAUUGCAAGCUUGCAUUGAGUCCAAAAUUGCAACUAUCUUUGUCCUGAACAGCAAAAGAGCCCUUGUCUUAAUAAACUGAAACUUUGACUUGUUAAAUUGAACUACAAAUAAAGAAUUAAUGUGGAAAGUCAGUAUAGGUUUUCAUUUAGAGCCGCUUUGUGGUUUUGGCAGUGAUUUUGCUUAAAGCGAAGCACUGAUCAGCAACUGAUUUUUGUGAGAACUUCUUGUCAUUUCCACUGACAGUCAAGUGUAAUGAUUAGUUUCUCUUUCUUUGCUUGCUUGCUUUGUUCUUUGUUAAGGACCAAAUAGCUUCUUUUAAAUUAAAGGAAAUUGAAGGAAGUGUCCCAUGUGUAUGCCAUUCUUGUGAGGUCAUGAUCGAGCUUGAUUAAUAUUAUUGAAUUAUGGUGCUAUACGUCAAGCAAAAGAUCUGUUCAGAAUAAUGCAUGCAGUUGAUAAUUUUAGUUUUUGACAUGAAUUGUGACUUGAGAGUAAAACACUUCAUCUGUACCCUGUAGACCUUUCCAGAUGACACUUCUUUGUUUGCCAGUUAGAAAUAAACAUUGAUUAAAGCAAAGGCGUUUGUGGCUCUGUGAUUCAAGUGUCAUUUGUGGAGUGUGUGACCCAAGGGGAUGACUAAAUUCAGGCUAGUAGUAAAGCCUAAUGGGACAUUUUUGUCAUUAUUGAAGAAUGCCUUUGUUGAGAAUAUCAGAGUGAAUUUUUCUCUUUCAUGUGCUUGUAGGGUGAUCUUUCCAAGGAACCCAUACUGGACGAAAGCAAGCUAGAAGAAGGUGACCAAUUGGAAAUUAGGUCAAGGGGUGCAUCAAAUGCUGUACCAAAGUUUGGUUGGAUCAAAGGUGUGCUAUUUGGCUGCCUCCUAAACAUAUGGGGUGUUAUGCUGUACUUGAGGCUGUCCUGGAUGGUUGGUCAUGCUGGAAUGGGCUUAGCUACAGUCAUCAUUCUUUUAUCUGCUGUGGUGACUACUUUGACAACAUUAUCUAUGUCUGCAGUUUGUACCAAUGGGGAAGUGAAAGGAGGUAAAAAAUUAUUUGAUUUUACCUGAAGUUGAUGUAAUAAAAGUCUUGGAAAGUUGUACAGUAGCACAAAAUAAUGUAUAUAGCAUGAGAAUGGUGAAGUCAUCAUAAGAUUUUGGCAAACUGAUACCAUAAAUCCUCUAUUAAGCCUGCAGGGGACUUACUUUUUUCAAGCCCAUUUGAGGGGGUGCUUAAUAGAGAUGGGGGGCUUAUUUGAGAGGGGGGUGGGUUAUUUAAUAUUAUUUAGAAAUGACGAUGGUAUCAGUUUUCCAAAAAGAACAAGAAUACAAAGUGGAUAAGCUUAAGAACAAGAAGUUUUAGGUCAUGCAGCCGAGGAUGAGAAUCGAAUCCAAACUUCUAGUUGGUAAAUAAACCAUUCCACAUCAGUCGACACGAAGUUUUACAGUCGUAAUAUUGAUUUAUACAGUCUAUAUUUUAUUAGUGAAGAAUAAUUAGGGAAGGGGAAGGGGGGCUUAUUAACUUUCUUCCCCUGAAGGGUGGGGGGGGCUUAAUAGAGGAUUUACAGUAUUUCUUUUUAAUUCUUGGUAUCUUUAGGUGGUGCAUACUAUCUAAUAUCCCGCAGUCUUGGUCCAGAGUUUGGUGGCUCCAUUGGUGUCAUUUUUUCAAUUGCUAGUGCUGUGGCAACAGCGAUGUAUGUAGUUGGUUUUGCAGAAACAGUACGGGAUAUCCUCCGCGAUAGCGAUGCUCUUAUGGUGGAUGAGUCUAAUGACAUUCGAAUUGUUGGUCUCAUUACCAUUGUUAUUCUCCUUGGGGUUACCAUGGUAGGCCUUCAGUGGGUGGUGCGAACACAGAUAUUCCUCUUGAUUGUUUUAGUUAUUUCAAUUCUCAAUGUCAUGAUCGGAACUUUCAUUGGACCACAGUCAGAGGAAAGCAGGGCAAAAGGCUUUGUUGGCUACAAAAAGGAUCUCUUUGAUACCAACUUUAGUCCUGGUUUUAAAGGUGAAAGCUUUUUUUCUGUGUUUUCAGUUUUCUUUCCUGCUGCAACAGGGAUUUUAGCUGGGGUUAACAUCUCUGGUGAUCUAAAAAAUGUACACAAAGCUGUUCCAAAAGGAACACUGCUGGCAAUCCUGAUAAGCACAGUGGUUUACAUAAUGCUUGGCUGGUUGGUGGGUUCGUGUGUUGAAAGAGAGGCACUUGGUGUAGUAAUCUCAAAUCAGAGUGCAAACCAAACCAUGGCAGCCUCCUGCCUAGUGCAGGAAUGUAGAUAUGGCCUCCUGAAUGAUUUCCAGGUAUGUUGCUCUCCAGUGGAAUGCAUACAUUUUAAACAUUUUGCCAACAGCUAGUUAUGGAAAUAAAUCACAACUUUUCAGUCAAUGAUAAAAUUCUGACAAGUGUGUUACCUUAGCCUGUGUUUGAUAUUGAUCAAGAGAUUAAAUAGCUUUCAAUGUGUAACAAGUUGCAAACAUGGAGCAUUCUGAAUUUUAAAGUUAUCAGACAAGUGUUUGGGAUCUGAUUCCUAAAGCACAACCUGGAGUUCUAAUGUUCUGUUAAUUUUUACUUAUCUUUUAGGUAAUGGAGGCAGUGUCUGGAUGGGGUCCCAUUGUGACAGCAGGCAUUUUUGCAUCCACCUUAUCAUCAGCACUUGCAAGUCUUGUAGGUGCACCCAAAGCAUUUCAAGCUGUGUGUAAGGACCACCUCUUUCCUUACAUUUCUUUCUUUGGUGUUGGCUAUGGUCCAGGUAAUGAGCCACGUCGUGGCUACAUUCUGGCUUUUGUCAUAGCUGCAGCCUUCAUCGCAAUUGGUGACCUUGAUGUUAUAGCACCAAUCAUCUCCAAUUUCUUCCUUAUUGUAUAUGCCCUCAUCAAUUAUGCAGUGUUUGCAGCUUCUCUGGGUCAUUCCCCAGGGUGGCGUCCAGCCUUCAAAUACUAUAACAUGUGGUUGUCCUUAUUGGGUGCCCUGUUGUGCAUAGCCAUGAUGUUUCUGAUCAACCGGUGGGCUGCCUUGGUGACAAUUUUUAUUGUCAUGAUUUUGUACAAGUAUGUUGACAUCACUAAGCCAAAGGUAAGUAUCAAAUGCAGCUAAAUACUUUAAAAAACCAGGGUUGUCUCAUUAAUGUAUACUUGGAUAUUUGACUCUUUUAACCCUCUAGUAGUAUGGGAAUCAAAAAACACUUAUCCACACAUAGAGGUGUUUACUGACUAUAACCACGCCUAUUUUCAUGAAGCCUUUGGGAAAACAGUGGCCUUUUUUAAUUGGUUUUUCCUGGUAAGGGUCAUCUCAACCUGUCAAUAGACCUUUUUCCAUUUCCAUUUCAGACCAUGUGAUAGUAACCCAGAGAACUGUCAUCCAAUUCUCAUGCAUCCACAUGCACAUGUCUGCGUAGUUUAUAAAAAGGCACAUUUCCUGGAGAACAUCAGGUGGUCUGAAUUGGGGAAACAAAACAUACAGGCUGAAGAGGUCUGUUGGUUUUGAUCUGGCUUAGUAAAGUGACCAAAGAUUUUUAAGGUUGUUAGCUCUAUUUUAUUUUCUGUUUGGGUAACUUAAUACAAUGUGGUAAUAUUAGCAUGCUGCAUGUUCUGUUUUGGUUAAUCGUCUGGCCUCCUUUGAAUAAUCACCUCCUCCAUUGGUGGACCACGAUAUAUGUCUUCCACAGGCAUUUUCAAAGCUGCUCACGCUGACCCAUUGGCAGGAACCUGGUAUAGGAUGCUGAGGUGGACAUCAGUCGAGACUGACUCACUGCUUGAAAUACUUUGAAAUUUUAUCAAAGAAAGCAAAUUGAUAUUAUUUUGAAAAGCCUGUUUUUCUUUGGUAAAAGUCCCUAGGUUUAUCACCAUCGGUCCCUGGAGUUAUCUCCCCCUUUUGGUGUGUAAAUAGAAGUCACCAACCCUGGCUAUUGUGUAGGAAAAUACGAUAGAUAAUAAAGGAACCUAGAAAUACAGUACCUAGAAAUUAUUAAGAUGGAUAAUAAUUUGAACAUGAUAUAUUGUGUCACUGAGUUGAGUUGAAGGUACAUUCCUUCACUUACGCUAUCUUCCUUUUACUUCAAGAAUGAAGGCUUUGAAAGGUGGAGUCUAGUAAGGGUUUCCAUAGAAAUGUCCACUUCUGAAUGUGCUGGCAGUGGCUCUGUUCUUACGGAAACUACCAAUUCAAGGAUAACAGAGUGCCCACCGGCCCAGCACCAAUGUACAAAAUGUAGGAUACAGUCAUAACACUGCUCAUCCCAUCGUACUUGGUGUUUUCUCUAAUUAUUAACUUUUUUGCUCCAUUUACUUCAGGUAAACUGGGGUUCCUCAUCUCAAGCUUUCACCUUCAUCCAAGCACUCCGCUACACCCGUCGCCUUGACGGGAUAGACGAUCACGUGAAGAAUUUCCGCCCACACUGCCUGGUUUUAACAGGUCCUCCACAGGAUAGACCAAAUCUGACUCACCUUGCGUCGCAAAUUACCAAAAAUGUCAGUCUCAUGGUCUAUGGAAAUGUGAUAAUUCAAAAAGAGUUUGGAUCUCUACCUUCAAACACUGCUGAUACCCUCUGGAUCAGGGAAAACAAGAUAAAAGCUUUCCAAGCUGUGACAACAGGUAUGAAUGUUUAUAUCCUCUUUCCCCUUAUAAGAUGGUACAAAAUGUAUAAACAUUUUGCAUAAACUGGUCUUAUUGCGCUUUCACCAUUCUCCAGGAAGCAAGCUGUGAACAAAUCACUUAAAGUCGUACUUUAAGAUACCUGCCGACAUACCUGCCUGUUAAUUGGCCUUUUCUAAGUUCGACCAACGUAAAGUUGUUAUCACUAACUGUCUUUGGAUUGGCACUUUUAUUGCGCCGGCAGGGAUUUCGCCCAGAAGGCGAAAUCAGUAGUAUAGGAGGGAUGUUUUAGGCCUCUUUUUUGAGCAGGAAUCUCAUUAGCGUGAGCAUUAACGCCGAUGACGUCAUAGGCUAUUGUCCUCAUCUCAUGAAUAAAAUGCGGUGGAUUUAAUUAAGUAUACUGGUGACUUAAAAUCACUGAGACGUAACGUAAUUAUGCACUUCCUAUUUCCUACUGCUGUGAUUGUCCUUGUUCCGGUUCACUGAUUUUUGGCGGGCAAAUCGUGUAUAUUAAAGAGGGUAAAGGCAAACUAGCUCUUUUUUACACUGCAAGCAAUGUUUUACUUACCCCUCUCCUUUUCAUUUUUUGUUUUCCUCCACCUCCUCAUUUUGUUUUUCCUUUUCCUCCUCAUUUUUGUUUUCCCUCCUCCUCCUCAUUUUUAUUGUUUUCCCUCCUCCUCCUCCUCAUUUUUAUUGUUUUUCCUUCUCCUCCUCCUCCUCCUCCUCCUCCUCCUCAUUUUUGUUUUCCCUGCUCCUCCUCCUCCUCCUCCUCAUUUUUAUUGUUUUCCCUCCUCCUCCUCCUCCUCCACCUCCUCAUUUCUAUUGUUUUCCCUCGAAAAUGCCAAAAGGCUAGUAGGGGCACAGGAAGGGUACAGUGGGGGUACAGGAGAUUCCUGCUCAAAAAAGAGGCCUAAAACAUCCCUCCUAUAGUCAACCAAUCAAAACAACUAUGACAUCAUAGUACCCCGGAAUACAUAUGACAUCAUCUUCCGAAAAUAACUAAAACCUGACAAACCGGUUAUACCAACAGUGACCGCCACAAGAUAAAAAUAGAACAUGACAUCAUUGAUAAACCCGUCAAACUGGACAUACUUAAUGAGAUUCCACCGCAAGUUAAUGAGAUUCCUGCGCAUUUUAUUCAUGAGUUCAAGACAAUAGGUUAUGACGUCAUUGGCGUUAAUGUAUUCCUCCGCACUCUAAUGAGAAUCCUCCGCAAAAAAGAGGUUAAUUCGGUCCCUCCUAUACUACUGAAAUCGGCCGAGGAGGCACUCUAGUAACUCGCGAGUUUAUUAAGGAAAGUACUUACAGUUGAAAUAUACAGUCAUACAGGCAAUAUAGAAAAAAUCUCGAUCUGCUUGAACGGGGGCCGCGAGGAAUCGGUAGGUAAUGAUGACGUUUCUAUUGUUUGCGCCCGCAAGUACGAAAUGGUUAGGAUCACGUAAAACACAAAAAAUUCCGAAACAACAGCUUACAAUAGUUAGAUUUUGUGACGUUAAUUGUGCAGUCACACUUCGAUACUCUUUUGUUAUCAGUGACAUUCUGCGGAGCAGUUGUUAUGAAAGGUAUGGACUAAAAGACACUCGUUAAGCGCAGAUGAAGUUAUAAUUUGAGUAGAACAGUGUAUGUUUUAACUCUAAGCGAGUUUGCGAGACACGGGUUCACAAAUCUUUGAUUGGAAACCUUGCCAGACACUCUUUCUCUUUCUUUGACCGGAAUAAGACUUGGCCCAAAACAAGCAAGAUGAGUGAAUGAUUCAACGGCUAGAUUAUCACUAGCAGAACGAUGGACGAUUACAGAAAUUCGCCGACGGUCAAAUUCUGUGCUGACUUAUUCCCUGCUCACAGAUGUCCUUCCGCUAUAAAGUUUAAAAUAAGACUAGAAUGCGCGAGCGUAAAGUGAUCAAACCUCGGGUCUUUCUGCAGGUACCGGAAAGCUUUGUAUUUUUGGUCACUUGGGAUUAGUCUUUAUUUGGAGUUGUUUUGUUUCCUGUCUUUUAUUACUAUUGUAUUACGUAAUCUGUGCUCCGGUACUCACAGAAGGAACCCAAACCUCCUUUUAAUUUCUAAGGCUUACUUUCCGGCAAAUAAAAUGAACUAAAUGUAAAAAGUGAAAUAGAAAUAGCGAAAAAUUAAACUUCUAAUUAAAUCUUUUCUUGUGGUUUAGAAUAAACUAUUCUCGAAACUGAGAAUGUUUUGAUCAAAGCUGUGUAAAUCGAACCGAAACUGUGCAUGGAACCUUGCGUUUAUUUCCUGUGUUUAUCUCACCUAUUGUAUGGAAUAUUUGUGAACAUCUUCAUUAUGAAUCGGCAAAUUUCAAAGAGCUUCACAACGAGCAAGAAUACUAUUAACUGACAAUAUACAGAGCGGGGGCAGCUGUAGUGUCAACUAUUACUAGUUGUUAUCUCUCAUUUUCAAAAUGCGAAGAGCUUUUGAAUGCAGAAUCUCAGCAUAUUAAUAUCGACUUAACCAUAAACUUGCAAUGAUCGGCACGUUCGCUUUAUACAAGAAAAGACUUUAAUAGUAAAACCAUUACAGAGUUCCUUACACAGGAAAGUCAUAUGUAAACGAAACAUGAUGGCAUUUGCUAGUAGAUUUUUCUGCUUGACGUCUGUUUUCCCUUUUUCUUCUUUACUAGCCCCCAAUCUCCGUGUGGGCGUGCAGUCCAUGAUGCAUCUUGCGGGUCUGGGAAAGAUGCGUCCAAACACAGUGGUCAUGGGCUUCAAGAAUAACUGGACAAAUAAGAAAUACCUAAAUGAAGUAGUAGAUUACCUUGGAGUCAUAAAUGACAUCUUCGAACUUGGUUAUGGUUUGGUCAUACUUCGCAUGAACGAGGAAUUCAUCCUGGGGAAAGCUGACGUUGAAAGUUAUGACGAUGACGAGACUCCUACCGACUCUGUAGUAGACGAAGAUGAAUAUUCUAGGCCCACACGACGCUCCACGCCAUCAAAGGACAGCACGAGGGAAGAGAAAAAAAGUCUCACUAGCCUAGACCGAGCGUCUCCGGAACUCUCCAACGAUGAUGCGGUACCGCAGCUCGUUAAAAUUGCAUUAAAGGAGAAGCAGACUGGAACUGUGGACGUGUGGUGGCUCUAUGAUGAUGGUGGGUUAACUGGUAUGAUCCCCUAUCUGCUCACCCUUCAUCGCGCUUGGAAAGCCUGCAAACUUCGGUUCUUCUCGGCUGACAUCCGCUCCAAACACGAGCUGAACCCUCAAGGAUUGCGUAUGGCUAACCUACUGAAAAAAUUCCGCAUAGAUGCCAGCUGCGUGGAGCAGGUAGAAGGAGUCAACAAGAGGCCUUCCAAAGAGAGUAUUGAUGCUUUCAGGCGCCUUCCAGUAAAAGAUGAACUCGGAGACGCACCAAUUGAGGAUCAGAAGGUCCUUAGGACGAUUCGCAUCGGGGAGCUAGUGAGACAAAACUGUACACAGGACACCAGACUUGUUGUCAUCUCCAUCCCAGUCCCCGUCACGGACGUCACCACCCCCUUGAUGUACAUGAGCUGGCUUGAGGUGCUAUCCGCUGACCUGCCGCCGGUGCUGCUAGUGCGCGGCAACCAGACCAAUGUGUUGACAUUUUAUUCAUAGUAGCUUCAUAUUAAGUGUCAGUCAUUAUCCAUUUCGUACGAUCAUAAAUACCGUAUUACGGCGCUCUCACAACUUAGUCAUACUUGCAAAGAAACGCCUUCUCCUCUCUUGACUGCGAUACUUAAGUUUCGUAGGUUUAACUUCAAAACUUAAUCGGUAACUCCACAACUCUAAUAGAAUAAGGGUAUUUUAAUUUCGGGAUUGGUGUCGUCUGCUUUUUGAAGCAUUUUGACUGCAAUUGCGAUGAAUCGCAACAAUUAAUCCUAGAUCGAAAAGCAGACUGGACCAAUAUGGAUGAUGAAUUCCUUCAAAAUACAAAACAUCAACAAUCGGCUUAAAAUGUGCCACGAGGUACUGCAUAUUGUUAUCGGAUUUUUAGUGGGGAUCUUUAUGAUUUUAGUUUUAAACAAAAGGGAGGAUAAGAGUAAUUUCUGGAGGCAGCAAUGAGGGAUGUCAAUUUUUUUGUUGAUACUUGUAAGGUUAAGCUUUUGUAACAUUAUUGAUAUACCACUUCUCAAGUGAUGUUUGUCAUUUCAAGGUUCAGUGAAGAACGCUUUUAUUCUUAAUUGCUAAAAAUCAAUGUUCCUUACUUUGGAAAGAAGCCAGCUCUAUUCACACCAUAAUUACCCCCUUUACCCUUAUACGGCUCCCAUAAAUAACAUUGUAGAUUGUCUUCAAUUUCAUAACAUUGAUCGUCCUAAUCAUCAUUGUCAUCAUUAACAUUAUCGUCAGGUAUCAGGAGAAUCAACCCACCUUUCUCACUUUUCAAAACUUAAAAAUCACUUUUAGCACAUGUCAGUUCAACUUGACCGAAAAUACAUGUUAUAGUUCCAUUUCAUCCUUGGUUUAAAUUUUCUUUUCCUUUGUUUCAAUUAUUCAUAGUCUUUAUCUUUCUCUGUGCUGUAGCUGGUAUAGUUUUGCCUUUCAUUACUGAAAACAGUCAAUUAACUCCCCUUUUAGAGAGAUUUGUAUUUAAUUGAACGUUUAGUAUCCAUAAAUUGUGCUCAACUGAUUAACUGAAUGGCCAUUCAGUGUCUUAGAGCAACUGUUGUAUAGCGUAUCAUCCGACUUUUUUCUGGGCAGGUUGUCUGGGUCUUUCCACUUGGGCACUUGUUCCUUUGCUGGUCUGUAUCCCAAAUGUAAACUUGAUAUGGUAGUACAGUACUUGAUAUGAUUCGCGUCAUUUCCGGCAGUGUGCAAAGAAACUCACUUUUACAGCUUGCCCGUAGGGCACAUACUAGCCCAAAAGUCAUUUCGACUAGCCCGAAAAAAUAUUUUCGAUGAGCAAGGUUGAUUACAGUUCUUCUGUUAUUUGAAUUCCCAAAAGAUACUUCACUUUCCCCUAGGGCAUGUCAAGAACAGAAUUCACUAGCCGGAUAGCAAAAUUCAAUAGCCCUGGGCUAUCGGACACUACUGUCUUUGCAAACGGUAUUUUACUCCUUACUGGCACCACAGGUGGACCAUCCGAACUGUUCGAGGGAUUAUGAUGUCACGCGCGACAUUUGAUCCCAUACUGUAUUUCGUAACGCCCGCACUCGGCCUGAUUUAAGUAAUCGUUAGAAAUGCUUCAUAAAACACAGUAUCUUGCACCUUUUGACUUCCAAAUGUUGAUAUAAUGUAAGAAAAGUGAAUAAAGAUAACUCACCGUA
Molecule: messenger RNA, 16749 nt
Organism: Porites lobata
Lineage: Eukaryota; Metazoa; Cnidaria; Anthozoa; Scleractinia; Poritidae
Source: the annotation of a GenBank genome assembly